This is a messenger RNA of Nicotiana tabacum (common tobacco), 390 nucleotides long. NCBI's taxonomy places the organism in Eukaryota, Viridiplantae, Streptophyta, Magnoliopsida, Solanales, Solanaceae. The record is from RefSeq and is a predicted model, not a curated record.
AUGGCAUAUAUAACUACUACUCAGUAUAGUAUUGCUAUAAAUGGAGGACUGCAUGGGAGUAUAACAGAAAAAGGAGGUCUAAGACAGGGUGACCCCAUUUCACCUUUGCUAUUUGUGGUAUGCAUGGAGUACCUAACCAGAAUCUUGAAUAAAGUUGCUGAUAUGAGGAAGUUUGGUUAUCACACGAAAUGUAGGGGACUAAAACUGAAUCACUUAUGCUUUGCAGGUUUGAACACUAAUGCAGGAAAGUCCAAUAUUUUUAGUGCUAACAUGCCAAAACAAGAACGGGAAGAUUUAUGUGAGGCAACUGGAUAUCAGAAAGAGUCAUUGCCAUUUAGAUACUUGGGGGGUUCCAAUUUCAGCAAAGAAGUUAUCAAUCAUGGAUUGUGA